This is a messenger RNA of Diutina rugosa, 699 nucleotides long. It is a transcript of the gene RKI1, whose product is annotated as ribose-5-phosphate isomerase. Gene Ontology annotation, biological process: D-ribose metabolic process; pentose-phosphate shunt, non-oxidative branch. The transcript has a single exon. Gene Ontology annotation, molecular function: ribose-5-phosphate isomerase activity. Lineage: Eukaryota; Fungi; Ascomycota; Pichiomycetes; Serinales; Debaryomycetaceae. Bases 1 to 699 code for a protein of 232 amino acids. The record is from RefSeq and is a predicted model, not a curated record. Gene Ontology annotation, cellular component: intracellular membrane-bounded organelle.
AUGUCGGGAGUUGAAGCCGCCAAGAAGCUUGCUGCCUACCGUGCCGUCGACGAAAACCUUCCUCAGGACGCCAAGGUCGUCGGGGUCGGGCUGGGGCUGACCGUGGUCUACGUCGCCGAACGCUUGGGCCAGAACCCUAACAAGAAGCAAUUCGUGUGUGUCCCCACCGGUUUCCAGCUGAAGAACUUGAUCAUCGAAAACGGUUUGACUUUGGGUUCGAUCGAACAAUUCCCCGAUGUCGACAUCGCCUUUGACGGGGCCGACGAGGCCGACAAGAACCUCAACUUGAUUAAGGGCGGGGGCGCCUGUCUUUUCCAAGAAAAGCUUGUGGCUCAGCUGGCCAAGACGUUCAUUGUCGUCGCUGACUACCGUAAAAAGCUGGAAACGGUGGGUACCGAAUGGAAGCAAGGUGUCCCCAUUGAAGUGGUCCCCAGCGCCUACGUCUCUGUCACUAAGAAGUUAUACGAAUUGGGGGCUAAGAAGGUCACCUUGCGUGACGGCAUGCCCAAGAAGGCCGGCCCCGUCGUCACCGACAACAACAACUCGAUCUUGGACGCCGAUUUCGGCCCCAUCGCCAACCCGGCGCAAUUGCACGAAAAGAUCAAGUUGUUGGUGGGUGUCGUCGACACUGGGUUGUUCUGCAAUAUGGCCAAGAAGGUCUACUUUGGUGAGGAAGACGGCCAAGUGAGUGUGUGGUAA